CUGUUGACAAUAAUGUGUACUACAGCAGGCUUGUCGCUCCCGAGUGUUCCCAUUGCGGGUUGCACACACGAGUCGUUUCUCUGUUGCUAGAACCGGAGCUGAAGAGGUUCAUUCAGUUGGUGUUUCGUGUUCUGUGUAAGCAGAACGCGCGUUCGGUUUUGUUUGAAAAAGGACACACUCUUAUCUUUCAAGAUGUCGUAUAUGCUUCCUCAUCUACAUAAUGGCUGGCAGGUGGACCAAGCAAUUCUAUCAGAAGAGGACAGAGUAGUGGUGAUUCGAUUUGGCCAUGAUUGGGAUCCUACCUGCAUGAAAAUGGAUGAGGUGUUGUAUAAUAUUGCAGAGAAGGUGAAAAACUUUGCAGUUAUUUAUUUGGUGGAUAUAACUGAGGUGCCCGACUUUAACAAGAUGUAUGAAUUGUAUGACCCUUGUACAGUAAUGUUUUUCUUUAGGAACAAACAUAUCAUGAUUGAUUUGGGCACUGGAAACAACAACAAAAUUAACUGGCCAAUGGAGGACAACCAAGAGAUGAUCGAUAUUGUCGAGACAGUUUACAGAGGGGCACGCAAAGGCCGAGGUCUUGUAGUGUCACCCAAGGAUUACUCGACUAAAUACAGAUACUGAAUCUCUGAGCCAUCUUUGUUUAGCAGGACCUUUUUUUUUUUGUGUUUUAAUAUUUAAGACUACAAGCCACUGUGACUUUUUUGUACAGAAAAAAAAAACACUUACUUUGGAGAAUCUCGGAUCAGCAGAGCUUUCUUCCCAUUUGUUUUUGGUUUACAAUUAACAUUUGCCCUUUCAAAGCUGCUUGAUUCUGCAUAGGUACAUUUGUAUCCUUCAUUGGUGGAUUUUGGACUAAAUGAGCCUAUCUGUAAUUGUGAAUGAAAUUUUGUUUUAUUCAUUUGUUAGCACCCUGAUCCAUAUGUGCACUUGCAUAUUGAACUUUGCUACUCGUAGAAAUUUUUUUUUUUUGAUUAUGGAUUGCUACCCUAAAACUACUGAAAGUAAAAUGUUGAAUUAAGCAUAGUUUUAUACUCAUCCAUAGAAUUCUUUAUGUAAAACCAGGAGCUUUUUUUGACAUUGUGAUGUAUUAGUGGUCACAUUUAUACCCUUGGAAGGCAAUUUUGUAAUUAGGAAUUCAAAAUCAAGUUGCCAAUUCAACUGGCAAGAAUUCACUUUUUUUGUGUAUAAAAUACAUUUCUUUUACAAAUUUUCAAUUAAAAAUAUUUAAACUUUUA
This is a messenger RNA of Polypterus senegalus (gray bichir), 1235 nucleotides long. RefSeq names its product thioredoxin-like 4A (gene txnl4a). Gene Ontology annotation, cellular component: spliceosomal complex; U5 snRNP; U4/U6 x U5 tri-snRNP complex. Lineage: Eukaryota; Metazoa; Chordata; Cladistia; Polypteriformes; Polypteridae. The transcript is spliced from 4 exons. The coding region runs from base 193 to 621 and encodes 142 amino acids. Gene Ontology annotation, biological process: mRNA splicing, via spliceosome. The record is from RefSeq and is a predicted model, not a curated record.